Rhipicephalus sanguineus (brown dog tick) is the source of this 981-nucleotide messenger RNA. RefSeq lists its product as uncharacterized. The record is from RefSeq and is a predicted model, not a curated record. Gene Ontology annotation, molecular function: nucleic acid binding. NCBI's taxonomy places the organism in Eukaryota, Metazoa, Arthropoda, Arachnida, Ixodida, Ixodidae. The coding region runs from base 1 to 981 and encodes 326 amino acids. Gene Ontology annotation, biological process: DNA integration. The transcript has a single exon.
AUGUCAGCUCGCCAAAACCACCGGCACGUCACAUCACCACUCGGGGCAUUCCCCCUGCCGUCGCGACGGUUACAACACGUCCACAUCGACAACAUUGGCCCCCUUCCACCGGUCGGGCCUUACCGCUACUGUCUCACCGCCAUCGAUCGGUACACUCGAUGGCCCGAAGUAUUGCUGCUCGAAAGGAUUACCGCAGAAGAUGUCGCCUCGGCCUUCUUCAUCGGCUGGAUUUCCCGCUUCGGCACUCCUCGUCGCGUCACAACCGAUCAAGGACGGCAAUUCGAGUCCCAACUCUUCAGGCUUCUCGGGCUUUCCACCGGGUUCGAGCGCUCACGGACUACCAGCUACCACCCCUGCGCCAACGGGAUGAUUCAGCGGUUUCACCGGCAGCAUAAGGCAGCUAUCGCGUACCGCCCUAACUCAACUUGGCUCAAGGCUCUCCCGGCCGUCGCUCUUGGUCUGCGCGCCACUUUCAAACCAGACGUCCUGGUAACGCCCGCAGAACUGGUUUACCGGGAGCCGCUUCGCCUACCUGGGGAGUUUCUCCCCGCUCGAACUUCCGACAUCACCAGCUCGGACCCGACAGACUUUGUCGCCCGGCUGCGUCGCACAAUGGCCUCACUGCGCCCGUCACCAGCAGCACGUCACACCAAGCCGACCCCGUUUGUGUUUAACGACUUGGCAACGUGCUCGCAUGCCUUUCAUCGCGACGACACUGUAGGUGCGCCGUUUCAACCACCUUACUCCGGACCCUAUAAAGUUACCCGCCGUGACGACAAAACAUUCACCCUUCAAAUCAGUGGGAGGGAUGUUCGCGUCUCCAUCGAGCGACUGAAGCCAUCAUACAUCCUCUCCGGGGAAACGACCAACUCCAGACCGCCUCCCCUAAAUCACCCACAGCAGCCUCCAACACCUCGGCCCGUGCCCUACAUCACGCGCUUUGGCCGCCAGGUGCGCGUCCCCAAUGCUCUUCAAACCUGA